Messenger RNA from Tachysurus vachellii, 5942 nucleotides. RefSeq names its product poly(A) specific ribonuclease subunit PAN2 (gene pan2). The coding region runs from base 123 to 3683 and encodes 1186 amino acids. Gene Ontology annotation, cellular component: P-body; PAN complex. The transcript is spliced from 26 exons. NCBI's taxonomy places the organism in Eukaryota, Metazoa, Chordata, Actinopteri, Siluriformes, Bagridae. Gene Ontology annotation, biological process: mRNA processing; nuclear-transcribed mRNA poly(A) tail shortening. The record is from RefSeq and is a predicted model, not a curated record. Gene Ontology annotation, molecular function: poly(A)-specific ribonuclease activity; protein binding; nucleic acid binding.
GGAUCGAGCCUAAGUGUGUUUUUAUUUUGAAUGAUAAGGCGAUGUGCUUGUAGCAGCUAGCCGGGAUCAUCUCGACUGUUUUGUGAAAGCAUGAUAAUUGCCUGAAUAGCAGAACCACACUCAUGAUGAACUUUGACAGUCUGGACCCGGGACUGGGUGAGUACGCAGCCGCGCUGGACUCCACUCUGGACCCGGGACUGCUGCAGGCUGUGGAGAUGGACCCGGACGCUAUGGCAGUGCCCGUGGCCGAGGGCAUGUACUCCGAGCUGCAUAGCGUGGCGUCCGAGGUCGGAGUUCCAGUCACAGCGACUCACUUCGACCUGCACGAAGAGCUCCUGUGGAUCGGAAACCACCGGGGACACGCAAGCUCUUUUUUUGGGCCCACGAUGGGACGUUACUCCUCGUUCCAAGUGCACCUAGCUGAUGACAUUCGCCAUAUUCAGAGCAUGGAUACUGGCGUCCUGUUCCUGACCAAGAGUAACAUCAAGUGCCUUACACGCGGAGGCCUCAUCAUGUUCGACUACCCGAUGGAGGAGGGUGCUGACAUGCACAGUUUGCUGCUCACUGACAAUAACACGCUGCUGUUGGGAGGUUUGCAGAACUACGUGACUGAAGUGGAUCUGAACACUGUGCAGGAAACACAGAAAUUCACCGUGGAGAUCCCAGGUGUGGCCAUCAUGAGGCAGUCCAAUCGCUUCUUCUUUUGUGGACAUACGUCAGGAAAGGUGUCUCUGCGAGAUCUCCGCACCUUUAAAAUAGAGCAUGAGUUUGAUGCUUACUCCGGCAGCCUUUCUGAUUUCGAUGUGCACGGCAAUCUGCUGGCGGCGUGCGGCUUCUCGAGCCGUGGCCUCAACGGCCUGUCCUGCGAUCGCUUCCUGAUGGUGUACGACCUCCGCAUGAUGCGAGCCGUUACCCCUCUGCAGGUGCACGUGGAUCCGCUGUUCCUCCGCUUCAUCCCGACCUACACCUCACGGCUGGCUAUUAUCUCCCAGACAGGUCAGUGUCAGUUCUGUGAGCCCACAGGUCUGGCCAACCUGGCUGAUAUUUUUCACGUGAACACAGUAGGCCAGCUGCUAAUGAGCUUUGAAGUGUCGAGCAGUAAGCAGGCGCUGGCGUUCGGAGACUCGGGCGGUUGCGUGCAUCUGUGGUCCAGUGCCCCCGACGUCUCCUUUAACGACUACUCCAGAGAAACGGAGCUGGCUCUUCCUUGCAUUGUCGAUUCGCUGCCUCAUCUGGACUGGAACCACGAGCUGGUGCCACUUUCUCUGGUGCCCUUGCCACUGACCAGCACAGAGCCUUUGCUCUCAGACUGGCUCAGUAACCUCGUCACUCCCAGCCCAAGACGUGCGCCUCCAGUUGACCCAGAGAUUUUGAGGACGAUGAAGACUGUUGGGUUUAUUGGAUAUGCUCCCAACCCUCGCACACGACCCAGAAAUCAGGUUCCGUAUAAGAUAAAGGAGGUAGAGAUGGAGUAUGACAGCUAUAACCAGGUUCCAGAGUCUCCGAUCGGAAGAGACGAGGAGCCUCACUUAUACAUGGUGCCAAAGAAAUACAGAAAGGUCACCAUCAAAUACUCCAAACUGGGACUGGAGGACUUUGACUUUAAGCAUUACAACAGAACUCUGUUUGCUGGUUUGGAGCCUCAUAUACCCAACGCUUACUGUAACUGCAUGAUCCAGGUGCUGUAUUUACUGGAGCCAAUUCGAUGCCUGGUGCAGAAUCACUUGUGUCAGAAGGAGUUCUGCUUGGCCUGUGAGCUCGGCUUCCUCUUUCAUAUGCUAGAUCUGAGCAGAGGAGAUCCCUGCCAGGCCAGUAAUUUCCUGCGGGCCUUCCGGACAAUUCCUGAAGCGUCAGCUCUUGGCUUGAUCCUGGCUGAUUCAGAUGAGCAGACAGGGAAGGCCAGGCUGGGUCACUUAAUCCAGAGCUGGAACUGCUUCAUCCUCACACAGCUGCACCAGGAAACACAGGAGCAGGAAGGACCUCAGGCUUACAGAGGGACCAGUAGUACGCUGGGUUCUUCAGGGGAGUCUGUGAUUGGCAGGCUGUUUGGCUGCGAGGUGGAGAACAGCAGUCUCUGUCGCUGUGGGAAGGAGACUGUGCGCUCGUCACUCACUCUGCUCUUCACUAUGCACUACCCUGAGCAGAGCUCCAUCGAAAAGGUCCCUGAAUAUGAUUUUGCUGAAAUCCUGAAGAAGAGCAUCUGUCUGGAGCAGAGCACACAGGCCUGGUGUGAAAACUGUGAAAAAUAUCAGCCCACAGUACAAACAAGGAACAUCCGCUGUCUUCCUGACGUGUUGGUAAUAAACUGUGAGGUGAACAGUGUGAAAGAAGCAGAUUUCUGGAAAGCCCAAGCUGAGUACUCGUUCAACAAGGCACUGAAGAAAGAAGCCGCAGAGCCACCAAAGCCCAAAGAGCCUCUUCCGACAGAGUGGUGCUUAGAGGAUGAAGUCUACAGUGCAGAAGGUUUAUCCUUCGACACCCGAGCAGAGGACCUGAAGCAUGUGUGGAUUCCACAGAGUCUAAAGAUGUGCAUUAAUAAGACUCACGGUCUGGAGGUGUGCAGCUGGAACGGGACCGAAGAGUUAAAUCCAGAGGAAGAGUCAGAAGGAGCUGCUGUUUAUGACCUGGUGGUCACUGUGCCUCACAUUCUUGAUCCCCGUACAGGCGGAAACUUGGUGGCUCAUAUCAAAGUGGGAGAGACGUACCACCAGAGGAAAGAGGGCGUCACACAUCAGCAAUGGUAUCUGUUUAACGACUUCCUGAUCGAGCCCGUUGAUAAGACCGAAGCGGCUCAGUUUGAUUUAAACUGGAAGGUCCCAGCCAUCAUUUACUAUGCCAGGAGGAACUACCAUACAAAAUAUGACCUGCGGAUUAAAAACCCAAUCGAAGCCAACGUGCUGCUGACGGAAGCAUCGCUGGCCCGCAAACAGAGGAAGAGUCAUGCCACCUUCAUCCCUCUGAUGGUGAGUGAGAUGCCUCAGCCUGGAGACCUCGUGGGACUGGAUGCAGAGUUUGUCACGCUCAAUCAGGAAGAGGCGGAGCUACGAAGCGACGGCACCAAGUCCACCAUAAAGCCGAGCCAGAUGUCUGUGGCUCGUAUUACUUGUGUUAGGGGACAAGGGCCCAACGAAGGGGUUCCUUUUAUUGACGAUUAUAUUUCAACACAGGAGCAGGUGGUCGAUUACUUGACUCAGUAUUCGGGAAUCAAACCCGGUGACCUGGAUGCCAAGAUUUCUUCUAAGCACUUAACCACGCUUAAGUCUACUUACCUCAAACUCCGUUUCCUUAUUGACACCGGAGUGCGUUUUGUUGGUCACGGUCUACAGAAGGAUUUCCGAGUCAUAAACCUUUUGGUCCCGAAAGACCAAGUGAUUGAUACAGUCUACCUCUUCCACAUGCCCAGGAAAAGAAUGAUCUCUUUGCGUUUCCUUGCCUGGUAUUUCCUGGACUUAAACAUUCAGGGCGAGACCCAUGACAGUAUAGAGGAUGCACGCACCGCUCUGCAGCUGUACAGGAAGUACUUAGAGCUGAGCCGUGGGGGGCAGGAGGAGUUCCGGAAAGUACUGAAGGGUCUUUAUGAAAAAGGACGAAAGCAAGACUGGAAAGUGCCGGAGUCGGAUUGUGCAGACAACCAGGGAAGCCCCAAAGGUACUGCUAUGUUCCCCUCGGUGCUCGGCUUAUGAUCAGAGAGAAAACUGUAACAUUCCAGCCGAACGGACUUUCCUCCCUCUUCUACACUCAUCCAUCCAGGAGUCUUCAAUAUUGCUAUACUCAUUGUCUGUUUUGUGCAAACACUGGAAAAGCAAACACUGAUUUAUAGCAGAUAUUUUUGAGAAAAGUGAACAUGCAGCAGGAAAAAAGAAAAUGUUAAACCAAAAAAAAAAAUAAUAAUUUUUUUACCUUACAAGACGUGUUUGUAAGAUGUUUGUAUAACAAAUCUUCACACCCCUGUUACACUUGCAGAUUUUUAUGUUGUUAUAAAAAUGAAACAAACAAAAAAAAAUCAUGUCAGACCUUUUUCCAAAUUUUCUGUGAUCUAGCAACAACAAAAAAGUGAAGAACAAAUAGAAAUGUUUUAAACCAGGAUUAAUAACCUGGUGGCGUAGUGUGUUGACGUGUCCUGAUUCUUUGUUGACGUCUUUGCAAGUCUCGAUUUGACGAUUUUAUUCCACUCUUCCUGGUGUUUGUCAUUCUCUGAUUCCGCGGGAUUUGAAUAGAAUGCAGAUAUGAAACGCUGAUCGUCUUCUGAAGUUUCUUUUUUGAUUUGAACUUGACUUUGGGUCAUUGUUGUUCUGAAAUGUUUCUUCUGCUGUCUAACAGAAAACUGCAUUUUUUUUUUUUUUUUUAUUUACACACCAAUAGAUUGGUAUUUGGAGCUAUCCACGAAUCCAUUGAUCUCGAAUAGAUUCCCAGUCCCAGCUGCAUAGCCAGCAGUCGCCACCACCGUACUUCACCGUGGGUGACGUAAUCUUUGGGCGUGAAGGUCUUAAUUUUCCCCAAAAUGUUCUACAUCAGGCCAAAACACUAUUAUUAUUGAGUAAUUAAUUCAUUCAUUUUUGUUAAAAAGGUUUUCUGUCUAUCUGCCUUAUGAUCUAGCCCUUGUGAAGAAUACAGGAGAUUAUCAUCACAUGCCAGAAGUGACCAGUACUUAUCAGAUAUUCCUGAAGCUACUUUAACAUUUCUUCUUGUCCUUGUUCCAUGGUACAUCUCAUGAUUUGGAAAUUCUUUUGUACACCUCUCCUGGUUGAUACCUUUCAACCGUUAGAUCCUAUACAUGCUUCCAAAGGUUCUUUCAGACCAAGGCUUGAGUUGCUGGAACACGAUGUUAAGUUUGAAUGUGAUAUGUUUCAUUCUCACAGACGCAUCCCUCCGUUUUUGCUUUGCCAUGUGACGUUAAAGAUGGAAGAAGAUCUGAUAUGAUUUAUCUUGGUUGCAGUUUUUCAUCACAGAAACCUGCAAUUUUGACAGGGAUGUGCAGACUUUUUAUUUCUACUGUAGCUAACAAAUUCUGGAGGCAUGAAGCCACUGCUUUAGCAGACUGCAUAGGAAAUAUCUUCACAGUCCUUUGUCAAGCGGCUUUGACGUCUGUUUCAUUUCACUUUAUUCAUUCAAUUUUGAAAGACUUGCUCUAGACUCAUGAGUGAGUUUGUGAAACAUCUCGGCUAAUUGACUACAUUUGUGGUAAUCAUUAAAAGUUGUGGAAAUAAAUUUUCCCUUUUUUGAUGUUGCACACAGCCUGAGGAGUUAAACCUCUGAGCUAAUGCAUUGCACAGUUAAGAUUAUUUUAACCAGGAUAGAGGUUGUGAUGUGAAUGUAAUGCUCGUUUUACUAUUGAACGAUGACCUUUGUGUAGCAAUUGCAAUUUUAUCCAGAUUUUACACUCCAGUGAGCCAAACUUACUGAUAUUUUUAUCUGGAUUUAAGAACUCCACAAUUUACUGGUGUUAUUAAAAUCACUUUUUUUUUUUUAAAAGUGAUAAAGCAUCUCAAAAUAAGCAUGUAAAGAAAUGUUCAAAUUGUGUCACUAUUAAAUAAUACCCAUUGGAUUUGGAUGAGCUAUUCACAUCCAGUGUAGUUUGAAGAUAUUAGUGACACCUUUUGAGUUUGCUUUAAUUGUAGAUUUUGAGAAUUUUUUUUUUAUUAUUAUUAUUAUUAAAACUUUUUUUUGUGUUUUUGUUGGUUUUUGUUCUUUUUUUUUCUAUCGCUGUAGCGUCAUGGAUAUAUAUCAUUUGAAGUGUGUUACAAACCUCUGACUGCACAUAGUACUGGGGCAGGUUUGCCUCAGAUUUUAUUGCUUUGACCUUCCUGUAAAGUCAAACAUUGCACUUAUUAAAUCUUGGUGUUAGUACAGGAAGCCAAAGCAAACGUAUUGUUGUGUUUUUGUAUUUUCUAACAAUGUUGUACACUUUGAGGAGUGUAGCUGAAUAAACUUUUUUCACACUU